Leptopilina heterotoma is the source of this 2076-nucleotide messenger RNA. RefSeq lists its product as uncharacterized. NCBI's taxonomy places the organism in Eukaryota, Metazoa, Arthropoda, Insecta, Hymenoptera, Figitidae. The coding region runs from base 1 to 2076 and encodes 691 amino acids. Gene Ontology annotation, molecular function: nucleic acid binding. Gene Ontology annotation, biological process: DNA integration. The record is from RefSeq and is a predicted model, not a curated record. The transcript is spliced from 4 exons.
AUGACAAACGACAGACUUACACGAACGAUUCUCUCCACAGGUGAGUAUCGGCUACAAUCGGACAAAUCACAAUCAACAGACUUACACGAACGAUUAUCUCCAAAGGUAAGUACCGACUUCAAAGAAACAAAUGACAAACGACAGACUAACACGAACGAUUCCCUCCAAAGAUGCAUCGUGGUCCCAAACGCUGUAGAAAUUAAACUGCACGGAUUUUCAGAUGCGAGCGAAAAGGCCUACGGAGCCUGUCUUUAUCUUAGAUCUCUUGACAAAGAUGGAAAAUUUCAUUGCGCUCUUAUAACAGCAAAAUCUCGCGUUGCCCCGUUAAAAUUAACCACGUUGCCGCGGCUCGAAUUGUGCGCUGCAGUUUUAUUAGCACAAAUUUAUACAGCCACAAUUAAAGCUCUGCAAUUGCAGAAUUUGAAAACAUAUCUUUGGUCUGAUUCAACAAUUGUUCUUGGUCCAGAAUGGCUGGUUAAACAUGAAAACACGUGGCCACAGUUAACACAUAAAAAAUGCGAACUUCCCGAAACACGUGAACAAAUUUCACUCAUUACACUAAAACUGACACUGUCUGAUAAAAAUAUUUUAGACAAAUUCGAACGGUUUUCUGAUCUUCAACAUGUAAUUGGCUAUUGUUUGAGAUUCAUUAACAAUCUUAAAUCUACCAAUGCCAAGACUCGAAAGUUUGGCUCACUCUCUCGAGAUGAAAUUAGAGUUGCCACACAAAUUAUAAUUAAGUUAACACAAGCCGAGACAUUUCCGCACGAAGUCAAGGCUCUGACAGAAAAUAAAGAUGUGAAUCCAAAGAGUUCUCUGUAUCGAUUAAAUCCGUUCUUAGAUGAGGGAAUUCUCAAAGUAGGAGGUAGGCUUGCACUUUCAAAUUUGUCAAAUGCACAAAAACAUCCUACUGUACUUCCGAAAUCACAUAACGUCACAACAAUGAUCAUUCGAAGUGAACACAAAAGGUUAUUUCACGCCGGUCCUCAAGCGACUCUCAAGGAGGUUAGACAACAGUAUUGGCCCAUUGACGGUCGUAAUAAAACUCGACAUAUUAUUCGAAAAUGUGUAACUUGUUUUAAGGCAAAGCCUCGUGAAACGAACUAUUUAAUGGAAAAUCUGCCUGAAAAUCGAGUUUCUUUUACUAAACCAUUUGAAAAUGUAGGCGUGGAUUAUUGUGGACCGUUCUUCGUUAAAGAACAUCGUUAUCGAAAUCGAACAAAGGUAAAGACUUAUGUUUCAAUAUUUGUAUGCUUAGCUACUAAAGCCGUCCAUCUGGAACUAGCGAGCGAUUUAACGUCAGACGCGUUUAUAGCUUGUAUGUCUCGUUUCUUUGCUCGUCGAGGUUUAGCUUCUUCUAUGAUGUCAGAUAAUGCAAAAAAUUUCAUAGGGACAAACAACGAAAUGCGUGAAUUGUAUAAACAAGUAAAAACUUUCGAGACGAGUAAAGAAAUUCAGGAUUUUUUAUUAACAAAAAAGGUUACUUGGCAUUUUAUUCCACCUAGAACUCCUCACUUCGGAGGUCUUUGGGAGGCAGCUGUGAAAUCAUUUAAAUUUCACUUCACAAGAAUAGCAGGUAAUUCAUUAUUGACUUAUGAACAAUUACAUACUUAUGUAACAGAAAUCGAGGCGAUCCUCAAUUCACGUCCUCUUACUCCUCUUUCCAAUGAUCCAAAUGAUUUAUUGCCGUUGACUCCCGGUCAUUUCCUAGUUGGUAAAUCCAUGACGAGCUUCCCUACAGGAGAUCUCCGGAACAUACCUGCCAAUCGAUUGAAUUGUUGGCAACAUGCACAACAAAUGCGAAGACACUUCUGGGAUCGGUGGCAUAAAGAGUACAUCAACGAGCUGACAUCGAGAAGCAAGUGGCAAUCACAAGUCGAUCAAAGUAAAAUUAAGAUCGGUACACUAGUGAUUGUAAAGGAAGACAAUCUACCCCCCAUGAUGUGGAAAUUAGGUCGCAUUAUUGCUACCCAUCCGGGACAAGAUGGAAUCGUGCGAGCGAUAACCCUGCGAAGUGCAACUGGCACUUACAAACGAUCUCUAAAACACGUUUGUCCUUUACCAAUCGACGAUUAA